AUGGCAUACAGAAGUGAUCCUGCUCUACUACAAUACGUUCGCUUCCACGGUAUAGCCAGUGACUACUUUGCUCUUGAUCCCCUCGAACUUAUCGACAAAACCUACGAAACCGCCCCGGAUGCUCUUCAGUUGUCCGAAGACACACUCGCCCCGAUACGUGUUCAACUUGAACAUAGCCAGCAGCUAGUUGAGCAUCAAAUUUUUCACGAAAAACUCGAUAUCAGAAAAGAAAGUGUCAGGUUCCUUUCCUCCGUGCUUCACAUCACCAACUCAGACAUUGUCGAUGACUGCUGGGCAAGAGUCCUUCCUAAGUGGGAUCGCUAUGAUGGUCUAAAGCUAGAAACUCCCGUCUUCAACUCAGAAGAUGACACAAGCUUGAGACUUUCGAGCGAACCCCUCCGUUACUCUCAUGCCGACUAUGCGUUGCGUCCACUUGAGGAACUUCCCAGCUACCACAAUGUCAAUCCCCCGGGGAAUAUAGUUCACGAUGCGAAUACAAUUGGCAAUAACACGAUGCAUGAGAAGCUAUACUGCUCCAAAGCCGCAUUGUUGCUUAUCCAGAAUGUGAGGCAUAAUGGGAUCCGUCCUUUGUCGGACAUUGAGAAUUUGUUUCAGACACCCCUGGAUGCGAGUCUGUGUCACCCGGCCUCGUUGUUUCUCCUCCCGUUAGAUGACGACUGCUUCUCAUGCACAAGCCCCUCGUCGAUUCCAGAGGACAAGGAUCUAUCUAGUCAUAUCGAUUCAAAUUCGCGUGAUAUACCUUCAUCAGGAGACAUUGAAACCUUGCCAUCAGAAAACUGCUUUAAACCUGAUUGUACUGGGUUCAGAGCAUUCCCACAACUAGAUGACCAUCCAGCCCAGAAACAAGCAGCUAAUGACCCAUCAUUGGUUGAGGCUACUCCCGGGAGGCAUCAGUCAUACGAACAGAGCCAAAACGAUGAGACAUCCGAUGCAGACGUGAGUCUCGACUGUGGAAGAGGAUCACACCUCCACGCUAAGCAAGAUAACUUGGCUACGACGAGUCCAAGCAGUGAGCUUUCCCAGAUAACCUAUACUGAAAUCAUGGAUGAUAUUGCAACAUCAGAUUGCUUCCCUUACGAGAGUCCCAUCGUCAUACGAACACCUCCAAGACCAAGCUAUUCCCCAAUCUCAUCCGCAUGUAGCUCGCGUUGUCAGGAGCAAGACAUUCUCGAGUCUCCGAGACCCUUAUCACAAACAGAUCACCAAGCUUCAGUCUGUGAGGCGCGACUGGGAUGCUCUUUCUCAGAUGAGCCUCUCUCAAUAACUUCCUGCAUCCCUGAAACUCCACGCAUGCUUAAGGCGAGUAAUGAUUUGAAAUCGCAGUGCCUGACACGAAAGCGAAAGUUGGAUAAUAGCCAGAGUGAUCACCCUUCGGAAAAAAACAGCGGACUAGAAACCAUGGCCUCUUCAAAGUGUUCCAAUACGAGACAUCCUCGAACAUCUUUCUCUACGAGUUUGGGUUCUCUAUCACGAUUCAUGGAAACUAGGGGGCAGUCCACCAGGCAAGAGGAAACAGCACAGAGUCCAUAUUUCGCCAGAAACAUAAAUCCCGACAUUGGUGUAAGAAGGCACGACAAUGCUGUACAUACCGAGUCAGCAAAUAAUCAGCUGAGUCCUGACAAUUCUUACAAUCAACCGCAAUCUAUCUCUUCGGACCCAACUACGCGGAUUCCACGAUGUCAAAAUGGGACCCAUGUGCGCCUGAUACUCUCCUUGUCAACGUCACUUCUGAAAAGCCAUCUACGCGUUAUACACUGCUUAGAGAGUAUCAAGCCUCCCCCUUCGCUCGUGUACAGAGAUUCCGAUAUGGACAUCAGGACACAAGUGCGGGGAUCCCAAACCCAAAGCACAGGUUCUGCAAAAACCGAGGACGAGGCCGAUAUUAUCAUUACACCAGCAACGGGCAUACUCUUGACAAACUCGCAAGCAACUACGCAACUCUUCCUUCCAGGCCAUAAGCCUAGAAACUCGAGCAAUAUCAAAAGCAUCAACUCUCCUCUGCGAGAACGAGUUUUUCUUCUAGCAGGGAAACAUGAACAUCUAUAUGUGCUAGUUGCUCAUUGUUCUGGCCCGACUACAAACUUGCCAAAUUCCGAGCUUACCAUCGAUAAAAACAUCCUAUCAUGUAUUAUUGCUUUUACUGCGUUUUGCAAUUCGAUCUCUAGUUCCAACGUCCACCCUCUCGUGAUACCCUCUUCCCCAGAUGCUAUUGCUGGCUGGAUUCUGGCACUUGCCAAUAAAUCAAUUCACUGA
Messenger RNA from Aspergillus ibericus CBS 121593, 2274 nucleotides. RefSeq lists its product as uncharacterized. The transcript has 2 exons. Bases 1 to 2274 code for a protein of 757 amino acids. Lineage: Eukaryota; Fungi; Ascomycota; Eurotiomycetes; Eurotiales; Aspergillaceae. The record is from RefSeq and is a predicted model, not a curated record.